This is a messenger RNA of Aptenodytes forsteri (emperor penguin), 1428 nucleotides long. RefSeq names its product ankyrin repeat domain 33B (gene ANKRD33B). Lineage: Eukaryota; Metazoa; Chordata; Aves; Sphenisciformes; Spheniscidae. The annotation marks the transcript as partial. The record is from RefSeq and is a predicted model, not a curated record. The transcript is spliced from 5 exons. Gene Ontology annotation, molecular function: protein binding.
GGGGCGGCCGCCGAGGGGCUGGACGGGGAGGACGAGGAGGAGGAAGAGGAAGAGGACUGCGAGGACUACGAGGACUUCUCCGAGCUGCCCGACACCUGCAGCAUCGCCUCGGACGACUCCUUCUACCCGCCGGGGGGGCUGGAGGACGAAGACGAGGACGUCUGGUCCCUGGAGCGGGGGGAGUGCCACAGCCCCGAGCCGCUCAGCCUCUUCCGAGCCUGCUGCACCAACAACGCCCUCGUGCUCCGCUGUCGCGCCGCCCCCGAGCCCCCCCCAACUUAAGAGGGAGACAGGAACUUCAGAAAAAAUGGUCUUAUUGUUGCCUGUUACCAAGGUUAUGUGGAUAUUGUAAUAGCCUUAGCACAAUGCCCUCACCUUGAUGUGAACUGGCAGGACAAUGAAGGGAACACGGCUCUAAUUACAGCUGCACAGGCAGGGCACAUAACCAUUACAAACUAUUUGUUGAACUAUUUUCCCGGGCUUGAUAUUGAGAAGACGAAUGUGUUCGGAUUCACAGCACUGAUGAAAUCUGCGAUUCAGGGCCGAACUGAAUGCGUGAAAGCCUUGAUGUUGGCAGGGGCAAAUGUUCACAUGACUGACCCAAGCCGAGGACUGACUUCAUGGGAAUGGGCUUGUUACACAGGAAGGUCAGAAUCUGCCUUCAUCAUGCAAAAGCUGAUGGACAGGCCAUGCCCGGAACAGCUUUGUGAUCAGUAUAAACCAGAAUGGCCAAAGAUGAAGGAACUUCUUGCCAAAGCUGCAGAGCCAAAAAGCUGUUUGCAGAGGAUUUCUGAGUGCAUGAGGGCAGCUCUCUCAUUCCGGUCUUUCUAUGGCCCAGAAGAAGACGGGGUCCUUGAUCACAUGGUGAAGGUGACAACAAGCUUGAGCAGUCCUUUCAUUGCUCUGUCAUGCCGGACUGUGUGCCCAGGCAGCCCGCCUUCUGUGGGAAAACGCAGACUGGCUGUGCAAGAAAUCCUUAGGAAGCAGAGAGCCGAGGAGAUCCGAUCUCAGGACAAAGACCACUUUAGCAGCUACGAGAAGCUAUUUCAGAACUCCAAAGUCACGCUCAUCCCCAAGAAGAAGGAGCGGCGAGCCAGCCUGCAGCCCAUCAGCCUUGCAGUUUCUCAAGUGAACACCUUAGCCACUAGGAAAGUAAGCCUCUUGCCGCUCCACCUGCUUAGACGGAGUAGCGUCAGGCCGGGAUUUGUCAUCCCCAAAGUCCGUAUCAGCAAGGCUCCCCCACCCACCUUCCAGCCAGAAAAGGUGAGAAGGACGAGCAGUACAAAGGACGACCCCUAUUUGCAGAUUCCCAAAUGGAGAUACAAGGAGCUAAAAGAGGAGCGGAAGAAGGCAGAGGAACAGGAGAAGAAAAAAGCAGCAGAGGCUCAAAAGCAGAGGCAGGUGUCUCCUGCCAGAUGCAGGACCUGA